Molecule: messenger RNA, 621 nt
Organism: Striga asiatica
Lineage: Eukaryota; Viridiplantae; Streptophyta; Magnoliopsida; Lamiales; Orobanchaceae
Source: the annotation of a GenBank genome assembly
AUGGAGCUUUUGCAUGUGAAAAAUCUUAGGAAUUUGAUUCAUGUUGAAUCAGUGUCUACACAAGUGACUGAGACUAUCCAAGCUGAGAAAGUAAUUGCCACUGCCCCAAAAACAGAGGCUCCAGCCGCUGACGAGCCGCCAAAGGCCACCGAGCCGGCUACAGAGGAAGCUCCGGCUAAGAAAUCUACCGAAGAAGCUGCAGCUGUAGAGGAAAAGGCGGCUCCAGAGCCUGAGCCGGCUGCCACCGAAGCAGAGCCGGAGAAAGUCGCGGCUGAGGAGCCGUCCGCUGCCGAAGCCGAGCCGGAGAAAGUCGCGGCUGAGGAGCCGUCCGCCGCCGAAGCCGAGCCGGAGAAAGUCGCGGCUGAGGAGCCGGCCGCCACCGAAGCUGAGCCGGAGAAAGUCGCGGCUGAGGAGCCGGCGGCUGUGGAAGCCGCCGCUGAGGAGGCUCCGGCUGAGAAAACAGAGGAAACGGCUCCGGUGGCCGAGGAGCAGGCAGCCGAGCCAGCAGAAGAGGUUCCGGUGGAGGAAGCUGCUCCGGCAGCCGAUGAGAAGGCUGAGCCGCCGGCUGAGGAAGGGGAGAAGCCAGCUGGAGAGGAUGCCACCAAGAAAGCUGAGGAGUGA